Molecule: messenger RNA, 591 nt
Organism: Colletotrichum fioriniae
Lineage: Eukaryota; Fungi; Ascomycota; Sordariomycetes; Glomerellales; Glomerellaceae
Biological process (GO): tRNA threonylcarbamoyladenosine modification
Cellular component (GO): nucleus; cytosol; EKC/KEOPS complex
Source: RefSeq, a predicted model, not a curated record
AUGUCGUCCUCCAUCAUUGAAACCAUACCCAUCGAUCACGUGCCUGCCGAUCACGUCGUUCACGUUGCUUUCUUCAAGGAUAUUCAGAACGCCGCCUUUUUGCACCAACAGCUCCUCGACCGCAACGCAGACUUUGAGUAUGCAUUGAUCGAUGCCUCCGUGGCCGUCUCCCGAACACACAUACUCGCUGCAGCCUUCAAGGCCGUGACCGCAAAGGUUGACGGCAGUCUCAAGACCCCAAACGUUCACUCCGAGCUCGUCGCAUCCCUCAGCUCUGCCAACAAUAUCGCAGAAGCCUACCGUCGCUAUGGUAUUAGCCCGUCGACCAAGGACGUGAUCGUCGUCAAGAUUACCUCCCCAAGCGGCCCACCCUCUGCCCAAGACGUCGAGCAACAUCUCAAGGACAACUUCCAGGGUUCCCCGACCCCGUUCACGGACGAAUCCAUCUCAACAUCGACAGAUUGGGCCAAGGUGCGCAAGUACUACAAGUUAAAUGGUCUCGCAUGGCUCGACGCUAUCAAGGACGAAGCGGAGCGCAGAGAACAGCUGGAGACUCUGGUUCUGGGUGCAAUGGCAUUGCGCACGGCAUAA